Owenia fusiformis is the source of this 11308-nucleotide messenger RNA. Lineage: Eukaryota; Metazoa; Annelida; Polychaeta; Sabellida; Oweniidae. The record is from the annotation of a GenBank genome assembly.
CCCACCCUAGGUAGCAAGAGGGACAAAAUGGAUUGGGUGAAUCUCUUAUUUCUUUUAGGAGUUUCUCUGGCAAAUCAUCACCAAGCCAAUGGACAGGAACCUCAAGACACAACUGCAAGUGUAGGUUCAGAUGUUGUCAUUAAUUGCCGAGAUCAAGGAUAUGUAUACAUAAUAUGGCUUGAACUUACAAGUGAUCCUGACAACCCAACCACAAUAUGGCACACGGGUGAUGAUCCUGAUCCAACUGGCAAAUACAUAGUCGAUCAAGGAGCCAAUAAAUAUGAUUUGACAAUCACAAAUGUGCAGUUGUCAGAUUCAGGAACGUAUGAAUGUCGUACACUAAUGACUGUGGAAAGUGAGAUGGAAGACCACAAGAUGGAACUUACUGUAGUAGACAAAGCCCAAUUGACUAGACCACCCAUACUUGUGUCAAGAUCCUGUAGGAAACUGGACAUUCGUUGGAUACCUUGGGAUGCCAACGUUGACAUUGGAGCUGGGACUGUGAAGGAAUAUGUUGUUUACAAAGAUGGAAGGCCCUGGGGCCCAGCAACCACAAAUACAUAUGACUCAUUGGAAUUUCUACCUUCGAAUACUAUAUCUAAUAUAAGCAUAGUGGUUGUCAGUGAAAAUGGCACAAUUGGCUUACCAUCUCCUGUUGUAUCCAUGGCUACUCGACCAUGUCUCCAAAACACAGAAGACGUAGACAUGGAUGGUGCAGUUGCUACUGAUUCAACAACAUACUAUGAGUUCAGUAUUCUUGGACAAAAACUGGAACUGCCUGGAUCACUUGCCAUAGAUUCAGAUCUUACAACAUGUUCACAGACAAACUUUGAAACAAUUCCAACAGUCACUAUUGAACUCCAGCAUGAGAGAGUUAUUCACAGUGUUGAACUUCAAAUUGGAGGAGUGAACAUCUAUGGUGUGGAAGCUGGUGGUUGUUCAGCCGAAACAGCAAGUGAUUUCACAAGGAAUGAUUUCUCAUUUAAUCAAUGUAAAGAGGAAUGUGACAACGUUGCUGAAUGUAAGGCAUUUGUUUAUGACCCAAUCUCUAAAACUUGUGAGGGAAAGGGAUCUGAUUGUUCUGGAUCAAAGACAAGCUCAAGCACAACACAUUUGUAUGUAUUACAUGAACCAAACAAUCCAACCUACCAAAUCAUGGAAGUCAAAGCAAUAUCACAGAAUGGCAUCCACCAGCAAUGUGGUCUCCUACAGUUUGAGCCUGACAGCUACCAUACAGUGAAAUGUAAAGACCCAGUUCUUGCAAAACAUAUACAAGUGUCUGCAGCCUUCAGGGCAUCUGGCCAGCUAUUGUCACUUUGUGAUGUCCAAGCAAAUGAAUGCAGUGAUGGCAAGUUUGGGACAAAUUGUGACAAUGUUUGCCAUUGCUCUGGGAAUGCUGUAUGCAAUAAGUUGUCGGGGGCAUGUCCGUUUGGAUGUAAAGAUGAGUAUACUGGAGAUUCAUGUGGUAUUGAGAAACCCAUACUCAAAAACCCACCAUUCUUGCUUGAAAGGGGUUGUGAUUACAUAAAGGUAGGCUGGAAACAUUGGCAAGAAGCAGUUGACAGAGGAGAUGGACCUGUAUAUUCCUACCAUAUAAGAAUUAAUAAUGACAUAACUACAAUAUCCCCAACAAACAAUGACCACUAUACACUCUUCUCAUUGACAAAGGACACUGUAUACUCUAUUGCAAUUAUUCCUGUCCACACAGAAGGCUAUCUUGGUACACCAUCUCCAGCCCUUGAGGUGAAGACACUACCAUGUAAUGAUGAUCACCAGAAUAUUGAUCUGUCUAAUGUUAUGUCUUCUCAGUCAAGUACAUAUUAUGAGUUUGAUAAUGAUGACAACACUGUACAGUAUGAUGCAUCAAGAGCUGUAGACAGUGAUGUUGCUACAUGUUCACAGACAAAUGAAGAAGACAAACCCUCACUGACUAUAGAGUUCCCACAAGAAAGAGUAAUAACAGGCGUAGAAAUACAGGUCACAGCACUGCCAUAUCAAGAUGUUGGAUGCUGGAAUGAAGAUGUAGAUAUUAGUGAUGGCAGUGUAGUAGAGACACUGGAAAGUUCAGAACCAUACUUGUUUGAUAACUUCAGAGAAAGGUUGUUUCCUGUUACAAAAUGCAUGAUGGCAGCAAAUAAACGGCAUUUCAACAUGUUUGGUAUCCAAGGAGGCGGUUAUUGUAUGGGUGAUGAAGAAGCUGAGUGGAAAUACACCAGAAAUGGACCAGCAAUAAACUGUCCACAAAAUGGCAAGGGAGGAACAAAAAUGAUUCAGUUUUAUAGACUUGAAACAGGUGGUGUCCAUAGAUACAGUUCAAAGAAAGGCACAUGCAACCUGUCCGACCAAAAUGACUUUGAAAUAGUUAAUGCUACAUUUAAUGAAUGUAAAGAAGAAUGUGAUACAAGUGGAUUUUGUGGUGCAUUUCUCUACAAACCUAGUACAACUGGUAUAAACUGUGUUGGUAAAGCGAGUGAUUGCAGUGGUAGCCAGUUAGAUUCCCAAGAUGAACACUUGUAUUAUCUCAGAAGUCCAGAAUAUCCAAGAUACAAAACUAUUGUGGUGAAUGCAACAUCAUCAUCAGGGGAAGUCCAACAAUGUGGAUCAAAACAAUUUGAGUCUGGGGAUAUACAUGUCAUUGAUUGUCCUGAACCAGUACGAGCUAAAUCGCUGACAUUACAUGCGGAACACUUUGCUCAAGAACAGAUGUUAUCUGUAUGUGAUAUACAAGUAUUUGAGUGCAAGGAUGGUUUCUAUGGUGAAAAUUGUGACCAAACAUGUGUUUGCUCCAAUAAUGAGGUUUGUGAUAAGAAGACUGGUGAAUGUCCAAGUGACUGUAAGGAAGGGGAGUGUGUUUAUGAAUGUCACUGUUUGGAUGGGGCAGCAUGUAAUACAACAUCUGGUGCCUGUCCUGGAGAGUGUGCAAAUGACUUCAGUGGCCCAACUUGCCAAAUCAAAAAGCCACAAUUAACCAGGCCACCCAUACUUGUGUCGAGAGCCUGUAAUAGGCUGGAUAUUCGCUGGGAAGAAUGGGAUGCUAACAUUGACAUCGGAGAUGGUCCAGUUGAUAAAUAUUUCCUCUAUAAAGAUGGAAAUAAUUGGGGUCCACCGCUUAAAGAUACAUUUGCAACAAUGAAUUAUUUAGCUUGGAACUCUACAUCAAAUAUCACAAUAGUGCCUAUACAAGUAGAUGGCACAAUUGGUUUGCCCUCACCAGUUGCAUUUAUGGCAACUCGACCAUGUGCACAGAAUACGAGAGACGUAGACAUGAAUGGUGCAGUUGCUACUGAUUCAACAAAAUACUAUGAAUUCAGUAGUCUUGGCCUAAAAGUAGAACUACCUGGAUCACUUUCGAUAGAUUCAGAUCUUAGAACAUGUUCACAGACAAACUUUGAAACAAUUCCAACAGUCACCAUUGAACUCCAGCAUGAGAGGGCCAUCCAUAGUGUUGAACUUCAAAUUGGAGGUGUAAAUAUCUAUAGCGCUGAGUCUGGCGGGUGUUCUGCCCAAACUGCAAAUGACUUUGCAAGGGAUGACUAUUCAUUUACUGAAUGCAAAAAUGAAUGUGACAGCAUUAAAGAAUGUAAAGCAUUUGUUUAUGGGCCUAUGGCGAAAACCUGUGAAGGGAAAGGAAAUGACUGUUCAGGAGCCAAAACACCUUCCAGCACAACACAUUUAUACGUGUUACAUGAACCAAACAAUCCAACCUAUCAGAUAUUGGAAGUCAAAGCAAUAUCACAGAAUGGCAUCCACCAGCAAUGUGGUCUCCUACAGUUUGAGCCUGACAGCUAUCAUACAGUAAAAUGUAAAGACCCAGUGCUCGCAAAACAGAUUCUAGUGUCUGCAGCCUUCAGAGCAUCUGGUCAACUGUUGUCCCUUUGUGAUGUUCAAGCAAAUGAAUGCAUUGAUGGAAGGUUUGGAACAGAUUGUGAUAAAGUCUGUCAGUGUGCAGGGAAUGUUGUGUGCCAUAAAAUAUCAGGAGCAUGCCCGUUUGGAUGUAAAGAUGGAUAUACUGGGGAGUCCUGUCAAAUAGAAAAACCUGUGUUAAAAAAGCCACCAUUCAUACUCGAAAGAGGUUGCGAUUAUAUUAAGGUUGGCUGGAACCACUGGCAAGAGUCUGUGGACAUAGGGGAUGGACCAGUGUAUGCUUACCAUGUCAAAGUGAAUACAUUAAUAAGGACAAAUCAGCCAACACAAAAUGACCACUUUACAAUAGAUGCAUUGGAAAAGGACACCACCUAUAUUGUGAAAAUCAUUCCAAUCCAUACACUAGACUAUGAGGGCGAUGAAUCUCCUGAGCUUCAAGUGAAAACAUUGCCGUGUAAUGAUGACCACCAGAAUGUUGAUCUUUCUAAUGUUGUGUCAACUCAGUCAAGUACAUAUUAUGAAUUUGACGAUGAUAACAACAGAGUUCAGUAUGAUGCAUUAAGAGCUGUAGACAGUGAUGUUGCCACAUGUUCUCAGACAAAUGAAGAAGACACACCAUUCUUAACCAUUGAACUUCCUGAAGAGAGGGUUAUUACGGGAGUUGAAGUUCAUGUUGCUGAGCUGCCCUACCAAGAUGUGGGUUGUUGGAAAGAAGAUGAAGAUAUAAGUGAUGGUGGUGUAGUCUCAUCUUUGGAAAGAUCAGAGCUUUACUUGUUUGGUGAUUUCAGAGAAAGAGAUUUCCCUGUGACAAAAUGCAUGAUGGCAGCUUAUAGGAGGCAUUUCAACAUGUUUGGUAUCCAAGGUGAUGGUUAUUGUAUGGGUGAUGAUCAAGCUGAAUGGAAAUAUACCAGAAAUGGUCCUGCGCCUGGCUGUCCAAAGACUGGUAAAGGAGGCACAAAAAUGAUACAGUUCUACAAAAUUGAAACUGGUGGUGUUCACAGGUAUAGCUCAAAGGAAGGUUCUUGUGACCUAGUCUCAAACAAUGAUUUCGAAUUAGAAAAUGCUACAUUCAAUGAAUGUAAAGAAGAGUGUGACACAAAUGGAUUUUGUGGUGCAUUCAUAUAUCAGCCUGGCAAAACAGGUGUAAACUGCAUUACCAAAGCAAGUGAUUGCAGUAGUAGUCAGGCAGCAGGUCAGAAUGAGCAUCUAUAUUACCUAAGAAGUCCAGAAUAUCCAAGAUACAAAACUAUCAUAGUGAAUGCAACAUCAUCAUCAGGGGAAGUACAACAAUGUGGAUCAAAACAAUUUGAGUCUGGAGAUAUUCAUAUCAUAAAUUGCCCUGAACCUGUGAGAGCAAAAUCACUGACAUUUCAUGCAGGACAUUUUGCAGAACUACAGAUGUUGUCUGUGUGUGACAUACAAGUAUUUGAAUGUAAAGAUGGGUUCUAUGGUGAAUCAUGUGAUAGACCCUGUGAAUGUGCCAACAGUGACACAUGUGAUAAACAGACAGGAUUAUGCCCAAGUGGUCAUCAGUGUCACUGCUUGAAUGGAGCACAGUGUGACAUAACAACAGGAGCCUGUCCUGGAGGAGAAUGUGCAUAUGAGUACACAGGGCCAACUUGCCAAAUCAGAAAACCACAAUUAACUAGGCCUCCUGUUCUUGUAUCAAGAGGCUGUACAACUAUGCAAGUUCGCUGGGACACCUGGGAUCCUAACAUUGAUAAUGGUGAUGGGCCAGUUACAGAAUAUGCAGUUGUCAAGAAUGAUAUUUACUGGAGUGGCAAAACUAUAUUCUCCUACUUUAAUCUGGCAUAUCUACUAAUAGAUACAUCUAUCAAUAUAACUGUAGUUGCAAUACAUAAAGAUGGGCACAAUGGACUCCCAUCUCCUGCAGUUGUUAUGACAACAAGACCAUGUGUGAAGAAUACCCAAGAUAUCAACAAAGAUGGAGCAGUCGCCACAGAUUCUAGUGUCUACUAUGAAUUUAGUACCCUUGGCCAGAGGGUGGAGUUGCCAGGAUCACUUGCCAUUGAUACUGACCUAAGGACCUGUUCUCAAACAAACUUUGAACCUAUUCCGAAAGUAGUCAUAGAUCUCCCAUUUGAACAAGUUCUUCACAGUGUAGAACUUCAAAUUGGAGGUGUUCAGAUCUAUGGGGCAGAACAAGGUGGUUGUUCUGCACAGACAGGGAACGACUUCAGUCGAAGCAGCUUCACGUUUGAUGAAUGCAAAAAUGAGUGUGAUGAGGUAGAUGCAUGUAAAUCAUUUGUAUAUGCUCCAAAUACAAAGCAAUGUGAAGGAAAGGGAACUGAUUGCACCGAGUUCAAGACUGAAUCUGACACAACACAUCUAUAUAUACUUCAUGAACCAAACAAUCCUACCUACCAAAUAAUGGAAGUAUUGGCAAUAUCAGAGAGUGGAAUUCGACAACAAUGUGGAUUGUUGCAGUUUGAGCCAAAUAGCUACCAUACAGUUAAAUGCAAAGCUCCUGUUUUAACAAGGCAAUUGGAAGUUUCUGCAGCUUUCAGAGCAUCUGGACAGCUUUUGUCUUUAUGUGAUGUACAAGCUAAUGAGUGUGUUGAUAAAAUGUUUGGAACUGACUGUGAUCAAGUAUGCCAUUGUCUUGAUGAUGAUGUCUGUAAUAAGAUGUCUGGGGCUUGUCCAAAUGGAUGCCAUGAAGACUUCACAGGAGGAGAAGCUUGUCAAAUAGAGAAGCCUAUAUUAAAGAACCCACCAUACCUUGUUGAAAGAGGUUGUGAUUACCUCAAAAUACAAUGGGAACAUUGGCAUGAAACUGUGGAUAGAGGGGAUGGGCCUGUAUAUGCUUACAGACUUGUCGUAAAUGGAAUUAGCUAUAGAACAUUAAAUAACCACCGUACAAUUGGAGGCUUGCAAAAAGAUACAGAGUAUAAAAUCACGGUUAUUCCAAUUCAUGAAGAUAAUUUUGAAGGCAAAGCAUCACCAGAAGCCCAAUUGAAGACAUCGCCUUGCAAUGACCAACACCAAGCCAUUGACCUAACUGGUAUAAUUACAUCACUAUCCUCAACCUACUAUGAAUUUGAUGAUGACAAUAAUGAUGUGAAAUAUGAUUCAUCAAGAGCAAUAGAUGAUGAUCUAAAAACAUGUUUCCAAACUAACGAAGAGGAAGCACCAUUCAUGCUUGUGGAGUUUCCUGAGGAGAGAAUAAUAACAGGAGUUGAGAUCCAUGUAGCAGAUCUUCCUUACCAAGAUGUUGGCUGCUGGAAUGAGGAUGUAGAUAUCAGUGACGGUGGUGUGGUUGAAACACUGGAAAGAUCAGAACCAUAUUUGUCGGAUUCAUUCAGAUCCAGGUUGUUCCCUGUUUUAAAAUGCAUGAUGGCUGCUAAUAAGAGACAUUAUAACAUGUUUGGUAUCCAAGGAGGAGGGUAUUGUAUGAGUGAUUCUUUAGCUGAGUGGAAGUAUACUAGAAAUGGCCCUGCUGUUAACUGCCCACAAACUGGCACUGGUGGAUCUAAGAUGAUUCAAUUUUAUAGACUUGAAACAGGGGGUGUUCAUAGAUACAGUUCAGUGCUAGGAACAUGUGAUCUCACUGAUGAAGAUGACUUUCAACUAGAGAACUCAACUUUUGCUGAAUGUAAAAAUGCAUGUGAUGAAAGUGGAUUCUGUGGUGCAUUUAUAUAUAAACCAGAUGCAAUAGGUGUAAACUGCAUGGGUAAAGCGAGUGAUUGCAGUGAAAGCAUUCUCCCAAAAGAAAAUGAGCAUCUCUACUAUUUAAGAAGUCCAGAAUAUCCAAGAUAUAAAUCUAUAGCUGUAAAUGGAACAUCAUCAUCAGGAGAAAUUCAGCAGUGUGGGAUUAAACAUUUUGAAUCUGGUGAUAUACAUGUCAUCGAGUGUGCUGAACCAAUAAUAGCCAAAAGUCUUAAACUACAAGUAGUACCAGCUUUACAACAGAGUGACAAACAAAUGAUGUCAUUGUGUGAUUUACAAAUAUUUGAAUGUAAGGAUGGCUUCUUUGGAGAAGGAUGUGACCAAAUCUGUAUGUGUGCUGGAGAUGAUGUGUGUGAUAAGAAAACAGGUGACUGUCCUGGUGGAUGUGAGUCGGGUUUUGGUGGAGAAACCUGCAGUAUAGAGCUUCCACGACUGAGGGGUCCACCGGUUCUGCUUGAAAGAGGAUGCGACUAUCUUAAAAUACAGUGGCAUAUAUGGUCAAACACAACAGAUGUUGGUGUUGGCCAUGUGUCCAGAUACAUGGUCUUUGUAAACAAUGAGCUUGUCUACUCAACAAGUGGGAAUACACACACUAUUGGUGAUCUUGAUGGCAACACAGUGUAUAAUGUCAUGAUCGUGUGUGUACAUGAGAGUGGUGCUAGAGGAGGUCUUGGUGAUGUGGCUUAUAUGAGAACAGCUAGAUGUGAUGACAACCAUGUUGAAAUAGACCUGUCGAAUUCUCUUACAUCCCAAUCCUCAACCUACUAUAAGUUUGAUGAAAACAACAACAAGAUUGAGCUGGAUGGCAGUUAUGCUAUUGACUCAGAUAUAAACAGCUUCUCCCAAACCAAUGAAGAAGACCAGCCUAGCUUAACAAUUGAAUUCCCUGAGGAAAAAUUAGUUACAAGCAUAGAGCUACAUGUUGGAGAACUACCCUACCAGGACUUGGGUUGCUGGAAAGAAAAUGAUAAUGUACAUGCGGGGAAAGUAGUUGAUACACUUGAAGGGGAAGAAGAUUAUCUAAGUGACCUGUACAGAUUUAGACCAAUAUCAGUUACAAAAUGCAUGAUGGCAGCACGUAAAAGAGACUUCACAGUAUUUGGUGUACAAGAGGCUGGCUAUUGUCAAUCUGAUGCUGAUGCAGAAGAGAAGUAUCAGAAGAAUGGACCAGUUGUUGAAGAGUGUCCAACAGAUGGAAAGGGGGGAAAGAGAAUUAUACAAUUCUAUAGAAUUACUCAUGGCUCGUUUCGAUAUAGUUCCAAGCCAGGGAGAUGUGAUCUAAACUACACAAAAGAUUUUGAGCUUAAAGAUGUUAGUUUUGAUCAGUGUAAAGAUGCAUGUGAUGAGGAUGCCUGGUGUGCUGCUUUUAUAUAUAAACCAAAAGUAUCUGGAGUUAACUGUAUUGGAAAGGCCAGUGAUUGUGUUAAUAUGGUAUCACCACACAUGGCUGUUGAAGAUGAACAUCUUUACACGUUGAGAAGCCCAGAGCAUCCAAGAUAUAAGACACUUGCAGUGACUGGAAUAUUAGCCAAUGGCACUGAGCAAUCAUGUGGAACAAAACAAUUUGAGUCUCUUGACAUCCAUGUCAUUCAAUGUGAGACACCUAUCUUGGCAAAAAGUCUAAAGAUACAAGAAGAUCAUUAUGGAUCCCUUCAGAUUCUUUCCAUCCAUGACCUGAAGGUCUUUGAAUGCAAAACUGGUACAUCAGGUCCCAAUUGUGCUGCCUGCCGUUGUGCAAAUGGAGAAGUAUGUGACAAGGCAACUGGAAAAUGUCCAGGAGAAUGUGAGGAGAACUAUGCUGGAGAUUACUGUGAAAUAGAGAGGCCCCAAUUGAAGAAAGCACCAAGAAUUAACAGAAGAGGGUGUUCCUACCUAAGAAUAAACUGGGAUGCCUGGAACAGUGAAACUGAUCUUGGUGAUGGCUUGGUCACAUUGUACUAUGUUUACCUCAAUGGGGAAAAGGCUAGAGGGGCCACUGGUCAGUUGUAUUGGACAGUUGGAGGUCUGGAUAGUAAUAAAGUGUAUAAUGUGACGGUUGUUCCAAUACAUGAAAGUGGAAUUGUUGGACGACACUCGCCUGCUGCUCAACUAAAAACUCAAAGAUGUGAUGAAAAUCAUGUUCCACUUGAUAUCAGGCAAGCCACAACCACCCAGUCAACUACAUAUUAUGAAUUUGUUAAUAAUGACAUAAAAUAUGAAUUCAAUGGAGCCCUAGCUGUUGAUAUAGAUAUAGAAACAUGUGCACAGACCAAUGAGGAAGAUACACCAUGGAUUGAGUUCAACCUUCCAGAGGAGAGACUUAUCACUGGUGUAGAGAUACAUGUUGGAGCACUUCCUUAUGAGAAUCUUGGUUGCUGGUAUGAAGAUGAAAUCUUACAUGAUGGUAGAGUUGUUGAGAGUCUAGAGGGUGCAGAAGAUUAUAUAUCAGACUUGUACAGAUACAGACCAUAUCCGGCAAAGAAGUGUAAUUGGAGAAACAUGUUAUGAUUGUGAUGUCACUGCUGCUACCAGAGCUGGGUAUGGGGAGACAGCCUCUAGACAGUUCUGCACAGCUGCUAUACCUCCUCCUUUUGAUGAACUGAAAGAAGUUGUGCAAAGUGCCCAGCGAUUUCAGAAAACAAUAAGGUUCUCAUUUAAUACAAAUAAAAUGGACAUAAAGACAAGAUAUAAAAUCUUAAUAGAAGACAAAUCGACAAAAAGGAGGAGGCGUCAAACCCUUAAAGAAUUUGAAGAUCUCGAUUAUUACUCUGCAAAGGCCAAUAACCUUUUGUAUUAUGUGGCGGCUGAAGUGAAUAGCACAGUAGAAGAAUUGACAAUAGGUGACAACAAAACACAUGGUGGUUAUUAUAAUCCACCAUUGGAUGAGACAAAGCAAUAUGCAGCAUAUCUCCAAGGCAGUACAGCUUAUGAUGGGGAUGAAAGUUCAACACUUACUGAGAUAAACGUUGAAAGUGACAGCCCAACUGGUGAACCUACUGCUCCAUCUUUAGCAAACAACCCUCUACUUAUAGCUGCUAUAGUGAUUGGUUGUGUUGUGGCGCUGUUACUCAUUAUUGGGGCAGUAUGUCUGAUUAAAUAUUCAAAGAACAGAAAAAACAUGAAGGGAGGUUAUGAGGUCACAAUGGAUGGUAAAAUACUAGAGAACUCUGAACUCUGAACUGAACUCUGUAAAACAACUGGAUUGGAUCAUAUGAUAAAUCAAGUGAUAACAUAAGUAUGAUCCAACAUGACAGUUAGCCAUAUAAUGAGAAAUGGAUUAUAAAAACAUAAUAUAUUAAAAGUAAAGCUAACCCUUCAAGUCAUGCAGGACAAGAGAUUAAUGUUGUUGAUUCACUAAAAAGAGUAAUCAAUGUAAAUUUAAUUGUAUCAGUACCCAAGGAAUACUCAAGAUAAAGUAUUUACUAAGGUUGAUGUGACUCCAAAAAUGGUUAAUGAUAGCACUGUUUAGUACUUCUUGAUACAUAAAGUAUCAUUUCUUGAGACAUUUAUAUUCAUCCAAAAUUAACCAUAUCAUGCAUAAUCAGAUCACAGAAUGAUUUGAGCAAUCCAUAAGGGCACUGAAAUUCUCUUUUUUAAUUAUCUAUAUCCCUGUUUAGUAGAUAAUAGGCUUGUUUUAAAAUAAUUGGACCUAUUUUUGCUUUAUUGAUUUUCCUUACAAUACCAGCAAUAUUUUCAGAAUACAUUAAAAAGGCACUAUGUGCAUUUAUUUGAAAACCAAAUGUGAUAUCUGAUAGAAUACAUUUCUAUGUGAACUGUA